GACACAGACACACAGACACACACAGACACACAGACACAUCAUGGGUGAUGAUAACAACGCACCGCCAGCCGACUUGGAGGAGUUCUUGGGCCGCGUGAAUGAGGUGCACAAUGUUGUGCUCGGCAUGAAGGAAGGGGACACAACGGCAUAUGACCGCGCCGGUCAACUCAUCAAUAAGUUGUCCCAGGACAGCGAUGGCGCGGAUGGUGUGCGCGUGCGUGCUGACCGCACAUGUAUCAACAGCACCACCAACGACAACAGCAGCAGCGGCAGCACACCCACCACGACUGCAGGCGACAGCGCCGUGGGUGGCGUGAACGCUGGACCGGCCAUGUCACAGAACGCGUUCAUGCAGCAGAUGGCGCAGGACGCGGAGGAGCGGGCCAAGCGGCGACGCCACAACCGCGAGGCAUCGGAGGAGCACCGCCUCAAGGGCAACGAGCACUUCAAGCGGGGCGAACACGACAGUGCCGUGGAUGCAUACACGACGGCCCUGCGCCUGUACCCAGACAGCCUUGUGCUGUACACAAACCGCGCACAGGCCCACCUGAAGCUGCAGCAGUACUCGGAGGCACUGGACGACUGCGAAUGGGCGCUGCGGCUGCACGACCGGCACCCAAAGGCGCUGCUGCGCAAAGGAUUGGCACUGCGCGGCCUGCUGCGCUUUGAGGACGCCCUGGCGUCGCUCACGGCAGCGAUGAAGGCGCUCACGGGCAGCAAGCGCCAGGCCGUGGCCAAGUACGUGCAGGAGACAGAGGAGAUGAAGGAACAGCACGAGCGGGAGGCGCAGGCGUGUCGCGGGUUGCCGGCAAACCUGAAGAAGGAGCACCCGACGGUGUAUGACGCAUGCCAGCGCCUCGUUAACGCGCUAGCAGAUGUGGACAAGGGGAAGGCGGAAGAGCGUGCAGGUGGGAGUUCCGCUGGUGGUGCAGGAGAGGACAAGACAGCGGGUGCGGAAGCCACGUCGCAAGCUCUGCCGCCAGUGACGCCGACAACGAUAUCGUCUGUGUUGCACGAGUGUACGGAGGACGAGGCGUUGGCGGCGCUGCCGACAACCACCGUACAACAGCUGCAGCAUGAGGCAGAGCGCGCUGCAAAGUGCUUGCAGGCACUGGCAGCAGCGGCAGCACGUGUUGUGGACGACUGUCAUCGCCACAAUGUCGACAUUACGAGCACGGCCGUCACCGACAUUGUGCGGCUGCAGGGUGGUGCCGGUGUGCUCGAGCGCAGCAGCUGCGUUGAUUUGCUUGCACGCAUUUCACGCAUGGCCGCAGCAGAGAAGGCGCACAUGUGCAUGACGCACAUGGCGCUGGUGGAAUCGCUGGUGGGCGCCGCCGCCGCUGCCCUUCACUUUCUCGCGACGAUGUGCAGUGCCUGCAAGCAUUUUGCGACCGCAGCUGGGGCGAGGGGCGAUACCAUGCGACGGGUGAAACUGCUGGCUGAGCUCAUGCUGCCCGCACUCCAACUCGACGCGCUCGCUCUUCUCAAGACAAUUGCAUCCAACGCCGCAAAGCCGGAUCAGGUUGUUGGCCACAGCGUGGUGGCCUGCCUGUCCCAUCUCAUCACCAGCGGGCGCACGACCCAAGAUGACACCGGAUCACAAAGCACUGCGCCUGAAGUGGCGGUGGCGGCGGCUGAGGCGUUGGCUGCGGUCAUGCGCGUGGACAUAUGUCGACAGGAACUGAUGCGUGGCGGUGCAGCGGUCAUCAGUCACAUCGUCACCUCCGUGCAGGCACAGCAGUCAUUAUUGGCGCUGGCGAGGGCGUGUGCGCAUGUGCUGUUGCAAGCGAGCUGCCACGCCCGCCUCCGUCCGCUCCUCUUCACACACAUCCGCGCCAUCACGGCAGCAGUGGCCACGCAGCAGCAGUGCAAACACACGAGCGCGGUUGCGGGACUGCUGGCAACGCUGUCCAAUAUGGGGUUGGAUGCGAGUGGAUUUGAGCAGCUCACAGCCACCACGGACGUCGUGCUGUUGUGCGUCAAGUGCCUCGGCGACACAGAUGUGCGCGCGCACACCACGACAACAGCCAAUGCAGUGGCGUUGCUUGCACGCAUGUGCUCGUCGUCGCAAUUGGUCGCAGCCUUGGUGCGCAGCGGUGGCAUCCAGACACUUGUAGACCUCUUGACAGCAGACGACGAGGCCACGGUGGGCCAUGCUGUGCGGUGUUUGGCGAAAUCGCUGUCGACAGAUGUGCGAGCGGAUGUGGCGGCGGCGAUGACAGACACACGCGCACUCGAAGAACAGAUAAUACCGCUCCUCUCGAGCAGCAGCGAUGCUGUUGUUGGCAACGCCGCCCUGUGUCUCGCCGGGCUCUUUCUUGACGAGAAGGUUGCUGCUGCCGCGCCUGUUGCGUGUGUGGACGCGCUCUUACACGUCGCCAAGAGGGAAAAGGGACCCAUCCAGCAAAACGGGGCGAUGGCGCUUGCACGGGCGUGUAAGGAUGAGGCCAAGCUGCUGCGGCUGCGGCAACUCAACGGGUUUGAGGUGCUCUUUGCCCGCGCAAAGUGACCACCGC
Molecule: messenger RNA, 2516 nt
Organism: Salpingoeca rosetta
Lineage: Eukaryota; Choanoflagellata; Craspedida; Salpingoecidae
Exons: 8
Coding region: 41-2509 (822 amino acids)
Molecular function (GO): protein binding
Source: RefSeq, a predicted model, not a curated record